AUGGCGGAAGUACUACCGGAUAAGAAGCUCGACGGCGGCUCGAGCGAGAAGAACGGCUCCUCCAAUAGUGACCUCGAAGACACCUUCGUCGGCGCCCCCAACCACCAGCUGCACCGCCACCUGGGCAACCGACAGAUUCAGCUAAUCGCCGUCGGCGGCAGCAUCGGUACCGCCCUCUUCGUGAGCAUCGGCGGCGGGCUCGCCAAGGGCGGCCCGGCCAGCCUGCUGAUCGGCUACACCAUCUACUCUGUCAUGGUCGCCAUGGUCAACAACUGCAUGGCCGAGAUGGUCACCUACAUGCCCGUCAGCGGCAGCUUCAUCCGCAUGGCCGGCAAGUGGGUUGACGAGUCGCUGGGCUUCCUCGCCGGCUGGAACUUCUUCCUCUACGAGGCCUGCCUGAUCCCCUUUGAGAUCUCGGCCCUCAAUCUGAUCCUGACCUUCUGGACCGACAAGAUUCCAGUCCCUGCAGUCGUUGUUAUUUGCAUCAUCCUCUAUGGGCUAAUCAACAUUGCUGCUGUCAAGUAUUAUGGUGAGGCUGAAUUCUGGCUAUCAAUUGGCAAGGUGGUACUCAUCUGUAUCCUGUUCAUGUUCACCUUGGUCACAAUGUCAGGAGGCAAUCCACAGCAUGACGCCUAUGGAUUCCGAUACUGGCAAACCCCGGGCGCGUUCGCUGAACAUAUCCACAAAGGUGCGCUUGGUCGGUUCGAAGGUCUCCUAGGUGCUAUCUUCUCGGCUGGUUUCACCGUCGUCGGACCCGAGUACCUCGCCAUGGUCGCUGGAGAGGCCGAGCGCCCCCGAACCUACCUUAAGAACGGCUUUAAGACUGUGUACUGGCGAUUUGCUGUCUUCUUCAUCGGAGGUGCACUCUGCGUCGGCAUUAUCCUACCGUACAACGACCCCAAACUCGGCAACGACUCCGGCACGGCUGACGGCUCCCCUUAUGUCAUUGCCAUGUCGAACAUGGGAAUCGCGGUGCUGCCACACAUCGUCAACGCGCUACUGCUCACGAGUAUCUUCAGCGCUGGCAACGCGUACACCUACUGUGCGAUGCGAUCCCUCCACGGUCUUGCGCUUGACGGACAAGCCCCGGCAAUCUUCGGCAAGACGAUGAAGAACGGCAUCCCGAUCUACGCGUUCGCGCUGACCAUGAUCUUCCCGUUCCUGGCCUUCCUGCAGGUGUCCAACAACACGGCCGUCGUGGUCACGUGGCUCGCCACCCUGACGCAGGGCGCGCAGAUGAUCAACUACAUCGUCAUGUGCCUAACGUACAUCUUCUUCUACAACGCGUGCAAGGCGCAGGGCCUCGACCGCAAGACGCUUCCCUACUUCGGCUACCUGCAGCCGUACUGCGCCUACAUUGCGCUGGCGUGGAUGGUCAUCAUUGAGGCCACGUUCGGCUACACCGUCUUCACGCCCGGCAACUUCGACGUCGGCACCUUCUUCUCGUACUACACCAUGGCCCUCAUCGCCUUCUGCACGUACUUUGGCUGGAAGACCAUCAAUCGCACGCGCUUCGUGCGGCCCCGCGACGCCGACCUCGUGUGGGAGAAGCCGCAGAUCGACGCGUAUGAGGCUGCCUUCACGGAGCAGCCGAGCCGGUUCCGCGACGAUAUGCGCGCUAUGAUGACGGGGAAGAUUAUGCGCAAGGAGAACCAUAUCGGCGUGGACCCGAAUUAG
Messenger RNA from Anthostomella pinea, 1677 nucleotides. The record is from the annotation of a GenBank genome assembly. Lineage: Eukaryota; Fungi; Ascomycota; Sordariomycetes; Xylariales; Xylariaceae.